UUGGAGAGGUCAGAGAGAGAGAUCCGGGGGCGGUAAACCCGCGGCGGGGCGGUUGGGUAGGGCGUUCCGACAUCGUGUCGCAGGCGGAACUCGCGCGUGCACCUGAGCGUGGGAGGUGGGGGCAGAUGGGCAGGUGUGGCGCUUUGGAUGCCUGUGUGGUGAGGUAAAAAAUUGGCUAUUGUCCACAGUUUGAUGCCUUGCUGGAUUACAUGACUGGUCGGGAAAUAAUGGCCAUGUAUGCCAUGUUGUGGGGGGUUCCUGAGAAGAAGAUUAAACCAUAUGUGAAUAAAUCAUUGCAAUCACUGAAUCUGGAACCCUAUGCUGACAAGUUUAUUUACACUUACAGUGGAGGAAACAAAUGUAGACUCAGCACUGCCAUUGCCCUAAUCGGAAAGCCCUCGGCUAUCUUCCUGGAUGAGCCAUCACCUAGCAUGGACCCAGAGGCCCGGCAUCUGCUUUGGAACACAGUGACAAAGACACGUGAAAGUGGCAAAGUCAUCCUCAUUACCUCUCACAGAUGUUUGAUGUUUUGGAGAAAGCUAAAGUGAAAUUCGAUUUAGAAGACUACCCCAUCACUCAGAAAAUGCUGGAACAAGUCUUCCUGACCUUUGCUAACUCAGAGAACAUUGGAGUUGAUUGAAAAAAAAGGUACAAUGAGACUCACUUCUAACUAGUGACAUUUACUAUGUCUUCUGUAGUACUCUUUACUAAGCCUGGAUACAUAGAGGGGCAUAUCUGUAUGUGUACAUCUUAGUGUAUAUAUAUUUAUGUAAUAAAGAUUCCCCCU
Molecule: messenger RNA, 787 nt
Organism: Lynx canadensis (Canada lynx)
Lineage: Eukaryota; Metazoa; Chordata; Mammalia; Carnivora; Felidae
Product: ATP-binding cassette sub-family A member 3-like
Exons: 4
Coding region: 210-548 (112 amino acids)
Biological process (GO): transmembrane transport; lipid transport
Cellular component (GO): intracellular membrane-bounded organelle; membrane
Molecular function (GO): ATP hydrolysis activity; ABC-type transporter activity; ATP binding
Source: RefSeq, a predicted model, not a curated record